CAUCUUGGUGUAAUUUUUGGGUUAUGCCCCACCCACAAUUGGAUCAGCAAUUUAGACGGUCUGGAUUGUGGUACAGCACUGCCGUGUGUAUGUUUGAAGAGUGACAACCUUUUUUUAAAAUGGUUGUGAACUCUCAUGGAAGUUUUUGCUUCAAAUGGAUAAGAUAUUUUCCUACUCAAUGGAGCCAAUCUGCUGAUGUGAGGUGUAUACGUUCAAAGCCUCUCUCUCUCUCUCUCUCUCUCUCUCUCUCUCCAGACAAGUAAGAGGAAAAUCCAGUCUCAAAUAUAAUGAUUCAAGGGGCUCCAACGGCUAGUUUUUCAAAUUUGAAUUCACCCGCCAAACCCUUUCAUCUCUCUUCCCUCCGGAAGAAAAUGGAGUUGAGUCCUUCUCGUCCUUUCCCUCCCAAACUGGUAUCAGUGGCUGGUGUUUUCAAUGGUUCUGAGAAGGUUUUUGAAUCCAACAAGAGAAUUCCAAUGACUGUUUGUAGAGUUGUGCAGCGGGAUGUGGCUGCUACGCCCAUCAGGAAUCCUUCCGGCUUGGAUUUGAAUGGUUUAUGCAGAAAAGGAAAGGUAAAAGAAGCCCUUGAAAUCAUGGAUGAAAUGGAGCGACGGGGACUUCCCAUCGAUGAAAGCAGCCUCGUUUCGCUGCUGCAAGCUUGUAAAAAUUCGAAGUUGUUGGAAGCUGGAAAACGGGUCCAUAAUCACAUCAGGAGAUCCCCAUCCAGACCCAGUAUCUCUAUCUACAACAAAUUGGUUGAGAUGUACUGGAAAUUGGGCAGCACCGAUGAUGCUCGCAUGGUAUUUGAAGAAAUGCAUGAACGGAAUUUGGAAUCAUGGAAUGCGAUGCUGAUGGGUCUUGCGGAAAGUGGGCAGGGCGAUGAAGCAAUGCGAAUCUUUAGCCAGAUGAAAGGAGAUGGGUUGAAGCCAGAUGGGUUUACUUUCACCGGGGUUCUGAUGGCCUGCAAAACAUUAGAUGCUGUGGAGAAAGGGCUGGCAUUCUUCGAAUCAAUGAGCAAGGAUUAUGGAAUUGCUCCAAAAAUGGAGCAUUACGCAGCCGUCGUUGACCUCCUUGCGAAGUCAGGGAAGCUCAACAAGGCGAAGGAGUUUGUAGCCAAGAUGCCGAUUGAACCAAGCUGGAUGAUACGCGAGACAUUGCAGAAAUACUCCAAAACCCUAGAGGAAAAUCGAUUGGCCGAAUUGGGUCCACUUAAAUCUCGAUUGGAUCUAAAGUCAAGCCUCAACAGGGUAAAGAGCAAUUCAAAUCAGAAACCAACAAGCAUGAAUCCCAAGACUAACGGUGCCUACGAUGAUUCGAACCCUAUGAGCAUGAAUCCCAAGAAAAGCGAGGCCUACGAGAAGCUGAGGUCAUUGAAUAAGGAGAUGAAGGAAGCAGGCUAUGUCCCGGACACACGGUAUGUGCUCCACGAUAUCGAUCAAGAAGCAAAAGAGAAGGCCCUGCUCUACCACAGCGAGCGGCUGGCAAUCGCUUACGGCCUGAUCAGCACUCCGCCAGGCACAACCCUGAGGAUCAUGAAGAACCUCCGGAUCUGCGGGGAUUGCCACAACUUCAUCAAGAUCCUGUCGAAGAUCGUUGAGCGGGAGAUCAUUGUGAGGGACAACAAGAGGUUCCAUCACUUCAAAGAUGGCAAGUGCUCUUGUGGGGAUUACUGGUAAGGAAGUAGUUGGGGAUUUUGAGCUUGAAUCAAUCUCCUUUUUAUGGAGCAUCUUCCAUGUUUACAAGUGUUUGUUUUCAUGUCCUUGUGAAUAGGCCUUUAUACUAGCAAAACACCAAUAACUAAGCUUGUCAUUGUUGUGAACCCCUGUUACCGUUGUUUGUGUAGAUGCAACGGAAAAUUAUCUAAGCCGUUCGACGUGGGACCCAACAUGUAGAUGACCGGGCCCAAAAAUCAACCUCAUUCUCUUAUGACAAAUAAAGAGAAGUUAUAUAGUGAUUGUUA
Magnolia sinica is the source of this 1957-nucleotide messenger RNA. Its product is annotated as pentatricopeptide repeat-containing protein At2g15690, mitochondrial-like. Gene Ontology annotation, molecular function: protein binding; zinc ion binding; RNA binding. The transcript has a single exon. Gene Ontology annotation, biological process: RNA modification. Bases 288 to 1673 code for a protein of 461 amino acids. The record is from RefSeq and is a predicted model, not a curated record. NCBI's taxonomy places the organism in Eukaryota, Viridiplantae, Streptophyta, Magnoliopsida, Magnoliales, Magnoliaceae.